CCCCCGCCAAUACGGUGAUUUGGAUGUAUAGACAAUUCGUGUAGAGUACGUCGGAUGAAAUUGACCACUUGCUAACAAGUCAACGCAAGACUCUACAGCGAGUAUGUCCACACCGUGUCAGUCUCGGAAUUCCAUCGAGGAUAUCUACGGCCCAAGAACACCGUACAAGCAGGAGUGGCCGAGUCGCGUCGAUGAAAGCUGCAUCGAGGAACCCGACACAUGGGUGCAGAGUGCGUGUGUGCUCUGCAGCAAUGGAUGUGGCAUGGACAUUGGAGUGAAGCAAGGCAAAGUCGUGGGGGUGAGGGGACGAGUUACGGACCGGGUCAACAAGGGUCGACUGGGCCCCAAGGGCAUGCAUGGAUCCCUCACCAUCCAUCAUAAAGACCGGCUUACACACCCCUUGAUCCGGAGGAACGGGAAGCUGGAACGCGCCAGUUGGGAGGAAGCUAUGAGCCUCAUCGUACAGAAGACCAAGGAAACCAUCGACCGCCUGACGGCGCACGGCAUUGCCUUUUACACUUCGGGCCAACUUUUCCUCGAGGAGUAUUAUGCUCUCGCCAUGGUCGGCAAAGCUGGCCUGAGCACUCUGCACAUGGAUGGCAAUACCAGACUAUGCACGGCGACCGCAGCAGCGGCAAUGCGUGAAUCAUGGGGCUCCGACGGCCAGGCUGGCUCGUACACUGACAUCGACUAUACUCACUGUAUCUUCAUGGUGGGCCACAAUAUGGCCAGCACUCAGACUGUGCUUUGGUCUCGUGUUCUUGAUCGCCUUCAUGGACCCGACCCUCCUAAGCUGAUCGUCGUGGACCCUCGCGUGUCAGCUUCCGCGAAGGAGGCCACCAUCCACCUCGCUCCGAAAAUUGGGACCAAUCUUGCGCUGUUGAACGGAAUACAGCAUCUCCUAUUCAAGAAUGAAUGGAUUGACCAGGAUUUCGUAACGCAACAUUGUGUCGGACUCGAACAACUGCGAGAGAAGGUCCAAAGCUACACUCCGGCACUGGUAGAAGAAAUCACUGGCGUCCCUGCCGCGGACUUGCAACGUGCGGCCGAGACAAUCGGUACAUCGGAGUCGUUGCUGUCGACCUGUCUCCAGGGGGUAUAUCAAUCCAAUCAGGCCACCGCGAGUGCAUGUCAAAUCAACAACAUCAAUUUGUUGACUGGGUGCAUUGGAAAGCCGGGAUCAGGAGUCUUGCAGAUGAAUGGCCAGCCGACCGCGCAGAACAACCGCGAAGCUGGCUGUGAUGGAGAGUUCCCCGGGUUCCGUAACAACUUGAAUCCGGAUCAUAUGCAUGAGCUGGCGGACAUCUGGAAUAUCGACUACAACAAACUGCCUCACUGGGGAUUGCCGACCCAUGUCCAGGACAUACUAAGUUAUAUCGAGGCCGGGACGAUACAGAUGCUGUGGGUGUCUGGAACGAAUCCACUGGUAAGCUUGCCCAACUUACACCGCAUCCGAGAGAUCUUUUCGAAGCAAGACCUCUUUCUGGUGGUACAAGACAUCUUUCCCACAGAGACCACCGAAAUGGCGGACGUCGUCCUUCCCGCCGCCCAAUGGGGCGAGAAGAAAGGCUGCUUUACGAACGUGGACCGCACGGUGCAUCUCUCGUACAAAGCAGUGGAGCCUCCGGGCGAAGCCAAGUCCGAUUUUGACAUCUUCGUCGACUUUGCGCGGCGCAUGGAUUUUCGUGACAAGGAAGGGAAGCCGUUGAUGCCGUGGAACGACCCACAAGACGCCUUUGAAGCGUGGAAACGGGUAUCAAAAGGUCGCCCAUGCGACUACAGCGGGAUGACCUACGAGAAACUGACGGGCGGAAGCGGCAUCCAGUGGCCUUGCAACGAAAAGUACCCUCAUGGCAAGGAGCGGCUGUACGAGGACGGAGUCUUCUUUACGGACAUCGAUUACUGCGAGAGUUUCGGCCACGAUCUCGAGACCGGGACACCUCUCAAUCGGGUCGAGUAUCAAGCAUUGGAUCCUGCCGGAAGGGCAGUUUUGAAGGCGUGCCAUUACAUCCCGGCACCGGAACAGACAAGCAAGGAGUAUCCGCUUCAACUCAGCACCGGUCGCAACGUCUAUCAGUUUCAUACCCGAACCAAGACAGGGCGCUCGAAGCCACUGCAGGAUGCCUUCUCCGAGCCCAUCGUCCACCUGAACGCGGAAGAUGCUGCGGCAGCUGGUGUUUGCCACAACGAUCAAGUCAUUGUGAGUUCCUGUAGAGGAAAGGUGCAGAUGAAGGCUUCGGUUGGCGAUAUUGCGCGCUCCCAGUGCUUCAUUCCCUUCCAUUUUGGAUACUGGGAUGCAACAGACAGCAGAGCUCGAGCUGCGAACGAGCUCACAAUGGAGCAGUGGGAUGCGGUAUCCAAGCAGCCGCGGUUCAAAGCCGGCGCCGUGCGUGUUGAAAAGACACUCAACGCUGCGGUUGAAGUUCAGCAAGAGCAAAGCGCUUUCGCCGAGAAAGCAUCCGUCCAAAAGCCAGAUGCACGGGCUACAACUGUCGAAGAGGGACCUCGACAACGGCACCUUGAACUGUGGUUAGGCGUGGUAUAUGAGUCCAUCAGGUCGCUCGCAGACUUUUACCCAUCCAUGACACGAUACAUGGGAUACGACAAGGAGGUACAGUUCGGGUUGGGGUUGAUGCAACGCAUUACUCGGGCUGCCGGCGAUGCCCUCGAGCCCAUGGUGCAAAAGUACGGCACUGACCUGAAAUAUGGCCGGGAAACAUCGGAGGCUCUCCGGCAAGCCCUGUUUCCUGGAGCAGACACAGCGUCGACGCCGUACGGCGUGAUACUGACGCUCACAGGGUUUGUGACCUAUACAUCCCACAUCGAGGCGCAACUGAGCGCCCUGGUGCCCGUCAGUCAGGCGCUUUGGGAUGGAGCGUUCCUCACCGCCGUGAAUGAUGCAAAGUCGCGCAUUGAGCGGGUGCAGAAAUGGGCAAAGCACCAGCUUGCGGUUCGAAGUGCUCAGACGCUCAUUGUACCUAGUAGCGACGUCAUCAGGUCCGACAUGCAGUGGCCCGGCUGAACGCUGCAUCCGCCCGCUGACGAACUAUGACGAGGGUUUUCGUAAACCAAUGGAGAUUGAUGGACAGUUUUAAUAUGCUUGCAUGACAGUAGCGGUAGGCGGUGGAUGAUACAAAUUCAUACUCAUUC
Molecule: messenger RNA, 3150 nt
Organism: Neohortaea acidophila
Lineage: Eukaryota; Fungi; Ascomycota; Dothideomycetes; Mycosphaerellales; Teratosphaeriaceae
Product: nitrate reductase
Exons: 4
Coding region: 104-3022 (972 amino acids)
Molecular function (GO): oxidoreductase activity; molybdopterin cofactor binding
Source: RefSeq, a predicted model, not a curated record